GAGGUCUGCGCUGCAGUGGUACAUUCGCAAUAAAAUGGGUGUGGUUGAAUCGCGCAUAUGUGAUGCUACGUGUUUCUGGUGCAGACCGAAUGAUUUCAUACGGGACUGAAUUGACAGCAGAGCGAGCGCACAUUAUUUGAAUUAUUUAGAAAACUACUGUACGGUUGUUUAUGUUGAAUUCACCCCGCCUCCUAUUCUGGCACAGUCAUAUUUAACCGAUGGACGGGUAUGCUCCUCCGGAGAGAUAACCAAGUCGAUUUUGGUUACUUUAUUUUAAUUUUUUUAAAGGGCCACGGGGUGCCUCGCGUUGUAUUGAAUUGGUCGUUUCUUGGACGAGGAGCGACGGUCAAAACGAAGAGACCAGAACGAGAAGACGGAGGAAGAAGACACUGGAGGGAAGAGGCGAGGAUCAAGCAACGCAAUUUAAAGACAACGACGGCAUGUACUUCAUUUGAAAGCUUUACUGUAUUUGGACUUAUUACAUCUGUCGGUAAUUAUACAAUAUAAGGCGCAAAAUAAGCUUGUUUCCCCCAGUAGCAACGUGUAUCAGGAAUACUGUGGAAAAGGCUUCUUCCCAUCCUCACUAAACGAUCAGAGGGCGACAUGGUAGCUCCAUACUUCAUGAUAACAUCGUUUUGAUUCGUUUAGCACAUGAAACACAGAGCCACUGAGGCCUAACUAGCACUAGGAAAAACCCGACAGUAUGCCGUUCUAAUCAUUUUCCAGCAGAAAAAAACAAUUCCCUGCGAAUUACUUCCGCCACCCACUUCAGCAUUCCAGUCACUUUACGCGGAGACUAAAGCCAAACAGGAAGAUUAACAGGUGUCUGAGGGGGUGAGAAAGGUCAGAGGGUAAAGGUUAAAGGUCAUUUCAAGAUGAGUGAGCUCGAGCAGCUUCGACAGGAGGCUGAGCAACUGCGCAAUCAGAUCAGAGAUGCCAGGAAAGCAUGUGGAGACUCCACACUCACUCAGAUAACAGCAGGCCUGGACCCGGUGGGGAGGAUACAGAUGAGGACGAGGCGCACACUGCGUGGGCAUUUGGCUAAAAUCUACGCCAUGCACUGGGGCUCAGAAUCCAGGCUUCUCGUUAGUGCCUCGCAGGAUGGAAAACUCAUCAUCUGGGACAGCUACACUACAAACAAGGUCUGUAGUUCCAUCAUAUUGUUACACAUAAAACACAUGAUGGUGCAGCCAAGCAGUUCUGAACUAGUAAGUUCAGCUUUUCACGGAAUAUCACCAUCAAGUAAAAUAAUACAUUAUCUGCUGCUCGCCGGCUACGAUGACUUUAACUGCAACAUCUGGGACGCCAUGAAGGGAGACCGAGCAGGAGUGCUGGCUGGCCAUGACAAUCGUGUGAGCUGUCUUGGGGUCACAGAUGAUGGCAUGGCUGUGUGUACAGGUUCCUGGGACAGCUUCCUGAAGAUCUGGAACUGACCACACACAGCUUCCAUAUUGUACACAUUAUUCACUCAUCAUACACAAUGUAUGUACUUUACUGUACAUAUGAUGUACACUUGCCUACACAGACACACAUGCCUGACAAAAACUGUACAUAAUAUAUAUAACUAGUUAUACGUUUACACCAAAUAUUUUCAGUGCCACAUCAUUCUAUACACAGUCACACACUAUAGGUAGGUUUGGACCACAAGUUUGAAAUAGGAAUGUUUACACACACACACACACACACACUUUUUUUCCCUUACUUAAGGUUUGCUGGAACUACAUGGUACCUUCACUAAGAGACACAAGUACAUUUGGAGGAAUGUGCGUUGAGUGAGUUGUCUAAUUUGAGCGUACAAUCCAAAACAUUUAUUUGACGCUUCAUUUUUAGACUGAGCUCAAAGUGGUGGAUGUUGAUCCAUUGAAGAGCAUUCUUUUUUUUUAUUUUGACUUCCAUUCUGUCUUCUAUAUUCAAAGUCUAAAGUACUGAUGUUUCCAUGAGCAUGUAGAGUUGAAAAGAUGAAGGAGAUGAACCCAACCCAUCUGUAGUUGAUACAGAUCACACUUUAUGUAGCCCAUGUUUUUAUAGAUGCGUAUGCCGGCAUAUUCCAGUAUAUAAGUAAUUAAAUGACAUUUUUGUCUUUCAUUUUUGUUUAGAAUUUACAUUUUUUAAAAGCUUUUAUUCAUGUUUUCCUGUAUGCCGCACCCUAAGGAGAAUAAAGAAAACUGAAAAUAAAUAAAUACAAAUCUGUGCCACUAAAUAUGUGAUCACAGGCUGCUCACAAAAAUGUUUAAAUACUUGUUAUUUGAAAUUACUCAAUUCAUAAAAGGGGUUUUCAACUGGUUUCAUGUAAGGACCCAGACUUCACACUGGACAAGCAAAAAGAUUAAUCUGACAGUGUUAUAAAAGCAUAAACACCAACUGAAGUGUGAUACUGCACACUUGCAUGUGAUAAAUUUGGGCCAAAAUAUGGAAUGUUUUUCACGCUAACAUCAAAAUGUAUUUUCUAAUAUCUUCUA
Sinocyclocheilus grahami is the source of this 2459-nucleotide messenger RNA. RefSeq names its product guanine nucleotide-binding protein G(I)/G(S)/G(T) subunit beta-2-like. Gene Ontology annotation, molecular function: protein binding. Bases 876 to 1433 code for a protein of 185 amino acids. The transcript is spliced from 7 exons. The record is from RefSeq and is a predicted model, not a curated record. NCBI's taxonomy places the organism in Eukaryota, Metazoa, Chordata, Actinopteri, Cypriniformes, Cyprinidae. Gene Ontology annotation, biological process: signal transduction.